Molecule: messenger RNA, 2053 nt
Organism: Aspergillus heteromorphus CBS 117.55
Lineage: Eukaryota; Fungi; Ascomycota; Eurotiomycetes; Eurotiales; Aspergillaceae
Product: MFS multidrug transporter
Exons: 1
Coding region: 214-1866 (550 amino acids)
Biological process (GO): transmembrane transport
Molecular function (GO): transmembrane transporter activity
Source: RefSeq, a predicted model, not a curated record
UCUUCUCCAUAUGCUAUUAUAUCAAUACCCACAACCCAUCGUCUUUUACCACUCACUGACUAUCGAAGAAGGCUGUGGGACGGCUCCACUUUUUCUUCGACUAUUCGGGAGUUGCCUUCACAUAUUGCUAUCAAGGCAUACAUCGACUUUCUUCCAUGAGUACAACCGAACCGUGUUGAGUCGGCAGAUUCCACGAGCAUCGCGCCGACCAUUAUGAAUGAAUUCUUUUCCAAGCCUUCGGGCUCGGAUCCGGAGAAGCCCGAAGAAGGCAGACCGGCACCUGCCCUGAGUCCCAGCAGACAGCCUGGACAAACCCAUGCUGAGCAUGCCGGGCAGUCAGAUAACGACAGCGAAAUCCGCGGCAAAUUCACCGGCGAUGGGAAACGAGAACUCACGGAAGAUGACUGCUACGACAAGCUAGGCUUUUCUUUCCCGUGGUAUAAGAAGUGGACCAUUCUCACCGUGAUUUUUGUGGUGCAGAUGUCGAUGAAUUUCAACAGCAGUACCUUCGCGAACGCGGUUCCGCAACUAUCAGAACACUUCCACAUCAGCGAACAGGCUGCUCGCGUGGGCCAAAUGAUCUUCCUCGUGACAUACGCCUUUGGUUGCGAACUUUGGGCCCCAUGGAGCGAGGAAUUCGGUCGGUGGCCUAUCAUGCAGGCCAGUCUCCUGCUCGUGAACAUCUGGCAGAUCCCCUGCGCAUUGGCCCCGAAUAUCGGGACGAUGAUAGUCUGUCGUGGUCUUGGUGGCUUGAGCUCAGCGGGCGGCUCAGUCACCCUCGGGAUGACUGCCGACAUGUGGGAACCCGAUGACCAGGGCUUCGCGGUAGCCUACGUGGUAUUGUCUUCGGUCGGAGGCACCACGAUCGGCCCGAUAUUCGGUGGAAUGAUGCAACAAUGGCUGGACUGGCGCUGGAACUUCUGGAUCCAGCUUAUAUUUGGCGGCGCCACUCAGAUUCUCCACUUUUUCUUCGUGACAGAAACGCGCUCCUCGAUCCUCCUCGACCGGGAGGCCAAACGGCUUCGCAAAUCAGGCGAGGACACCAACGUAUACGGCCCGAACGAGCUCAAAGCCUCUCGACUCAACUUCAAGGAGGUCAUGCACAUCUGGCGGCGACCAUUCGAGAUGUUCUUCCGGGAACCGAUCGUACUCUUCCUCUCCCUGCUCUCGGGCUUCUCCGACGCGCUCAUCUUCACCUGCAUCGAAUCAUUCUCCCUCGUCUUCCCGCAAUGGGGCUUCAACGCCGUCCAAACUGGCUGCUGCUUCAUCGCCAUCCUAAUCGGCUAUCUGGUCUCCUACGCCAUCUUCCUCCCGGACAUCCGCCGCCAACAGAAGAUCCGACACCGCGAAGGCACCGCGUCACGCGUUGCCGAACGCCGCCUCCUUCUCUUACUUUUCAUCGCCCCGCUCGAAACAAUCGGCCUCUUCGGCUUCGCCUGGACAUCCAUGGGCCCGGAGUACACGCACUGGAUCGUCCCCCUGGUCUUCGUGUUUCUCAUCGCGAUCGCAAACUACGGCAUCUACAUGGCCACGAUCGAUUAUAUGGUCGCCGCCUACGGCGAAUACUCUGCGUCCGCGACGGGCGGUAACGGCUUCGCUAGGGAUCUCCUCGCCGGACUGUCCGCCAUGUACGCGACCCCCAUGUACAGCAACAUCGGUGGCAGGUUUCAUCUCCAAUGGGCGAGUACGAUUCUGGGUUGUCUGGCGAUUUUGGUUACCAUUCCGAUCUAUGUGUUCUAUUGGAAGGGGCCGGAGAUUCGCGCCAGGAGUAAGUUUGCGCAGACUUUAGAGGCGGAUAGGCAGCGGCAUAAGGAGACGCGAAGGGCGAGUCAGGUUAGUGCGUCGGAGAAGAGGGAGAAGGUGUAGGGUCUUGUCUUGGUCUUGUCUUGGUCUUAUCUUGUCUGCGAUGGCUGUGUGUGUGUGUGUGUGUGUGUGUGUGUGUGUGUGUGUGGUGUGUGAUGAUGGCGGGGCGGGGUUCUCCUUCAAUCCACGUAUGCAUAGAUACCCUUUUUUUCAUAUUGAUAGUUUAAUGGCUAAUUCCGAUAAUGUUUCA